AUGAAUGCCUACAAACGUCGUAGGAAUCAGGCUCCCGAUUGGCAGUCUUAUUAUAAAAAUGGCGUUCCUCAAGAAGUCAUCGUGAUCGAGGAUUCUGCUUCUCCUCGUCUUUCUCCUGCCUUGCCUGCUUACCCCUCUCACCCAAUACAACGCUGCUUUGCUCCCGCUGCUCCUCCUUCUAUGUCUUCUCCAUCCAUGAAUGCUCCCCUUUUACAGCCUUAUCCUUUCCAAAAUCAUCUUCCCUCUGACUCCCGUUCUUCCCGUCCUCUUUCGAAUGCCUCUUCUCACCUUUCUCAUCCGUAUAAUCCUUGGCUAGAUUACAAUGCUGCCCUUCCACAUCCCUAUACUACGGCCGCUCCACAACCUCCUCCAGCCCCUUCAUCUGCCUUUCUUGUUUCCUCUUCCAACGCUAUCCCAUCUUAUCCUCAUCCUCCUUAUGUUCCGCUCUCUAAUAUGCCGCUUCGUCCCCCUGCGCAGCAUCAGGCACCUUCUGCUCCUCAACUUUUGAGGCCUCCUGUUUCUGCUGUCCAUUCCCCUGCUCCUCCUUCUGUUAACCAGCCUUUCCCCGUUUCUCCUUCGCAACCAGUAUUGCCCCGGAUUUCUUUAAAUUCGUCAAAUGCUUCCUACCCAAAAAUGCAGCUUCCUCCCGUGCAGCACCACCAUAAAGAAAAUCAAUAUGAUUUGCCCGCUUCCUACCCUUCAUUCUUUCCUUCUCAUGUCUCCCCCCAUCAAAACAAUGGUCAGAUCCUUCCUGCUAAUCCCGUAAAUCAAAAGCCUAAGGAGCAAGUCAAUUACUCUUCCAUUCCUAAUUCUGCUUCGACGGCACAGGCUGCCAUUCCUCUUUCUCCGACUUUAGCCGUCUGGUUACCCAUGACUCAAACUAAUUUUCAACCUCCUCCAACUUAUACCUAUCAGCCCUCUAAUGUUACAAACGAUUCUAUGGUCGUCCCUGAUCCUCCUCCGCCUGCAAAACCACCUCAGCCUAAAAAGCGGAAGCGUAAUACCAACUCAACGAAAAAAGUCAAUUGUGUCAAUGUUCCCUUAGUAGCUGAUAAGUUGAACCUAAAUUCUUCCGUUUAUGAUGAUGAUGAUGGUCAUUAUAAAGUAAUUCCAAAUACCAACUUUGCGGAAAGAUAUACGGUCAUUCGGCUAUUGGGUCAUGGUACUUUUGGGAAAGUAAUCCAGUGUUAUGACCAGGUUCAGGGUAGACAUGUUGCUAUUAAGGUAACUCGAGCAAUUCCAAAGUAUAGGGAGGCAAGUCUUAUUGAACUUCGUGUUCUUCAAACAAUCUCUCAAAAUGACCCUACAAACGAGAAUAAAUGUAUUGAGCUGAAAGACUAUUUUGAUUACCGGAAACAUAUCUGCAUCGUUACUGAUCUUUUUGGUUGGAGUGUUUUUGAUUUCCUAAAAAACAAUAAUUACAUACCGUUCUCAUUAUUUCAUAUUCAGUCUUUGGCCCAUCAACUAUUCAAGAGUGUGGCUUUUUUACAUGAAAUAGGUUUGGUACACACAGAUUUGAAACCGGAAAAUGUUUUGUUGGUUUCGAAUGCAUCUAAGAAUGUCCGUUUGCCAUAUCGGAAUUACUCUCAAAAGAUUCUUAAUAAUACCGAAAUUCGGUUGAUCGAUUUUGGCAGUGCUACUUUUGAGGAUGAAUAUCAUUCUAGCGUGGUAAGUACACGACAUUAUAGAGCACCUGAAAUUAUUCUUGGUGUAGGAUGGUCCUAUCCAUGUGAUAUUUGGAGUUUAGGCUGUAUUAUAGUUGAACUUUUUACUGGACAAGCUUUGUUUCAAACUCAUGAGGAUAAUGAGCAUUUGGCUAUGAUGGAAAAGGUUAUCGGUCCUUUCAGCUAUGACUCUAUUUCUAGGGGAAGUCGUUCAACACAAAAGUUUUUCAGGACAAACGGAUCCAUAAAGUACCCCAUGUCUAAUACACCAAAAAAAAGUAUUGCCUAUGUAGAGUCAUUACAAAGUUUGGAUCAGUUAUUUUCCAGUACUACCUCGUCAGGUAUAACUCUACUUUUGGAUCUUUUAAGGAAAAUAUUUGUUUAUGACCCCGCAAAACGGAUUACUGCAAAGGAGGCUCUGUGGCAUCCAUUUUUUAGUAAUGCUUUACCUCCUAAUUUUUAA
Molecule: messenger RNA, 2127 nt
Organism: Schizosaccharomyces osmophilus
Lineage: Eukaryota; Fungi; Ascomycota; Schizosaccharomycetes; Schizosaccharomycetales; Schizosaccharomycetaceae
Gene: lkh1
Product: dual specificity protein kinase Lkh1
Exons: 1
Coding region: 1-2127 (708 amino acids)
Biological process (GO): protein phosphorylation
Cellular component (GO): nucleus
Molecular function (GO): ATP binding; protein kinase activity
Source: RefSeq, a predicted model, not a curated record